CCACCAAAACAAAGCCGCAAACUACUCCCCCAAGUCGCGAUCCACGCGUGUUACCACACUAAACAUUCCUUCGAUCCCACUGGUCACGCGUCCUCUAUCAGCAUCCUGGCUCACUAAACCUUUCUAAACCAUGGAGGAGCAACUGGUUCGCGUCCUUGCCGAGACGCAGUCUCCCCACGAGGGUCCCCGCAAACAGGCCGAACUGCAGAUUCUACAAUCCUAUACCAAUCCUGCCUUUCCACUGUCGCUCAUCAGCAUCGCUUCACACGACAGUGUGCACAUCGGUAUCCGCCAGUCCGCUCUGUUGACGCUCAGGGCGUUUGUGCUUGCUGGCUGGUCGGCCGGUCUGGACGAGUUCAAGGGCCAAGUGCUGGUCGAUGAUGAGAGCAAGAUACGGAUCCGACAGUCCUUACUAGAGCUUGCGACAAGCCCGACCGCGGAUAGGAAGAUCAAGGCCGUUGCUAGCUAUGUCGUCAGCAAGAUUGCCAGCGCCGACUACCCAGACGAGUGGCCCGACCUGCUGCCCACCCUGCUCCACCUCAUCCCUACCGCGAACGAUUCACAACUACAUGGCGCGCUAAAAGUAUUGGGUGAUAUGGUCGACGAGAGUCUCAGCGAUGACCAAUUCUUCGCUGUGGCCAGGGAUCUGAUCACCGCCAUCCAUGCCGUCGUGGCUGAUGAGAGUAAGAAGAACAUGCUGAGGGCAUUGGCUGUCAACGUUCUGCGCGGAUGCUUUGACUCCCUGGAGAUUGUGGCCGAAGAUAACAAGGCGGCGGUCAGAUCCUUUGCUGACGAAGUCCUGGCUGCGUGGCUGCCCUUCUUCCUCGAUGUCAUGAAGUCUAAAUUGCCGGAACCUCCUUCGGAAAAGGACGAGGAGUCGGAAACUCCUGCAGCUGAAGCAUACCGCGGCUUAUUGGCUUUGAAACUACAGGUGGUGAAGUGUUUGAUGCGCAUCAGGUCUGCUUUCUCCUUCCUUCUAGCCCAAUACAGCACGGCUUUGUUCUCCGCAACAUGGGACGAACUCUCAUCGAUCCAGGCUGCGUAUCACCAUAUGUACAUCUACGAUGAGCGCCAAAGCAGAUUAGAAGAUUCGGACGGUCUACCUUACACUCUGGACUUUCUUGUCCUCGAAGAGCUGGAUUUCAUGCAGGCAUGUCUGCGUGCUGCACCAGUCCGCAAGGAGUUGGAGAAACAAUUGCAGAGCAACGCGAAUUGGGUCACUGAAUUCUUGAAGCUCUCCGUUGCUUUCGCGCAGAUCACCACUGAGGAGGAGGGGUUGUGGAACAUUGAUGUAAACAUUUUCCUAUCUGAGGAGACCAGUGUCACUGCGAACUACACGCCCAGAACAGGAUGUGGCGACCUCGUAAUCAAGUUGGGCGAGUGGUUGAAUGAUCCCACCAUACAAGGUCUUCUCUCGUACACACAGACCCUCUACUCCUCAACGGAGUCGUGGAAAGCCAAAGAGUCCGCUCUCUUCAUACUGGGACAAUUCCUGGGCGACUAUCAAGACAGAGACCGGUUCUUGAACUUUGAAGUCGGCAAUGGCUUCAUCGAUUACGUCAAGUAUGCAAUGCAGCAGCCCGAAGAGUUCUUGAGAGCUCGUGGCUACCUUGUGGCUGGAAGUCUGGUCCGAAGUACAUCACAGGGGCUGGGCCAGAUUGGCGUUGAGUUCCUCGAGGCUACGAUCCGGGCGAUCAAUAGUGACGACUCCGAGGUCGUCAAAGUCUCCUGCAUUCGAGCUAUGCAACACUACAUUCAGACUCUAGACCGCAGCGUUACCGCUCCGUUGCAGGAGGCAAUGAUUGCGGCUUUGUCCAACUAUAUCUCAGCACAUGAUAUGGCAGACAUGGCAGAAAGUGAAGAUCUCCUCGUCACUUUUGUUGAGAGUCUCAGGGAUGCGAUUCUAUUGGAUAUCCGUGUUUGUUUUACCGGAAACGGUCUCGACCUCCUUUUUACGGUUGCAAGCCAAGGGUCUCAUUUCCACCUUGAAGAGAUUGUCAACGACACAUUCGAUGACGUUGUCAACCAGACCGCGCUUCUCGGCCCGGACGCGUACACUCAGCUAUGCCAUAAAGUCCUCCCAACAAUCAAUGGAGCUUUCGAUGUAGGUACGCUGAUAGAAGAAAGUACUUUGACAAACCUCGCCGCCAGUCUUCUUGCUACCCUCGCUGAACAUGGCUCGGAACCACUUCCGCAAGGAUUUGUCGCUGCAAUCAUGCCAAAACUACACAGGCUCCUACUUGGCUCAAAUGACGACGAGUUACUCAAAGCUGCGACUCUCGCUGUCAAGAACAUGAUCAUACAUGACUACAAGCAGCUGUUCGAAUGGCACGAUGAGUCCGGUAAGGGCGGUCUGGAAGUAGUGCUGAUCAUUAUUGAUCGCCUACUGGGCCCUGAUGUAGAUGACAAUGCGGCCGCAGAGGUUGGUGCUUUGGCUGCAGAAGUUGUAGAGAAGGCAGGCUCAGAGAGACUUGGUCCAUUCCUGGAACAGCUAUUGAAGGCUGUCGCUAUACGACUGGGAAGCGCCUCAAAGAUCCAGCUUAUUCAAAGUCUGACCCUGGUGUUUGCACGCUUGUCUUUGGUCAGUGCCAAAGAGGUAGUGGACUUUCUAGCACAGGUUGAGAUACAAACGGAGCAAGGGCCGCAGACGGGGCUCCAGACGGUUCUUGCCAAGUGGCUAGAGAACUCGAUCCACUUUGUGGGAUACGACGAGAUUCGACAGAAUGUCAUUGCUCUAUCGAAGCUGUAUGAGCUUGAGGAUGCCAGACUGUCGCAGGUACAGGUUAAAGGCGAUCUUAUCGUUCCCACCAGCGACCGCAUCAUGACUCGGUCGCGUGCAAAGCAAAGUAGGUACUUUUCUCGAUCUCCUGUCUACCGUGACUUUCUAGCUGCGCAAAAUGCACAAUAUGGCAGCAACAACAAUUCUACACCGUCGUUGUUGUCGCCCACUUCUUCUUCAAGCUUUCCGUCUAGCUACCCGGCUUCUAUGUAUUCUGCGAGCACUCCAAACACACCAGACUUUCCUAAUACGCCACUUUCAACAUCCUCAUUUCCUUCGAAUGUCUUCAGCUUUAGCGAUGAGAUUCCGUGUACCAACAACGAUUCAGAUCCAGACCAAUUCGCCAUCAUUCCCGCCCCCCUCAAGAUUCUCAAAGUCCUUGUCCAAGAGCUUCUCUCGGCUUCUGGCAUGGCUAGCCACCUCGAUGGCAGCAAUGCACAGGAGGCCGCUGAUGAUGAAGCUGACGACGACGAUGGAUGGGAAGAUGACGACGUUAUCGAUCUUGGCCUGGGAAUGACGAAACAAGACCUUAUGGGCUACGACACCGACGCAGCGACUCGCGGAAAGGACGAUGAGACGCAGACAUAUCUUCUUCAAUUCUUCCAAGGCGCCUCGACGAAGCCUGGAUUUGAUGACUUGUUCAACGCGUUGACGCCCGAGGAACAACAGAAGCUGAGGGCUAUGAGCUCAGCACAAUAGACUUUCGAUCUUACGACAGUGGAGGAUAAAGGUAGAGUCGGAUUGAAAGGUCUAGUCGGUGAUUAACCAUAGAAUUUAGCGCGCAUCCUGGGAGAUAGUACAAGGCUUCAUCAGUGGGAGCGGAAGGUAGACUGAAUGCAUAUACUCUAUUUGGAACGCAGCAUUCUGUCAAUAAGACCUCCGCAAGUAGACCGAUCUGUAUGAGUUAAGGUAUGUAUGGCUGUUGGUGAUGGAUGAAAUGUAUGAGUGUUCACACGCACUAUCAUAUGUACAAACACCACUCUCUGUUUUCGAAUAAUUCCUCUCUCGCUUCAAAACAUGAAGUACACAUGGCGUCACCGAAUACCAGUAUCGGUGGCAUGAUCACAACUUAGUAGCACAAUCAGUAAAGCAGACGCG
Molecule: messenger RNA, 3877 nt
Organism: Pseudovirgaria hyperparasitica
Lineage: Eukaryota; Fungi; Ascomycota; Dothideomycetes; Acrospermales; Acrospermaceae
Product: ARM repeat-containing protein
Exons: 3
Coding region: 131-3478 (1115 amino acids)
Biological process (GO): protein import into nucleus
Cellular component (GO): cytosol; nuclear envelope
Molecular function (GO): small GTPase binding
Source: RefSeq, a predicted model, not a curated record